AGCCGGAAGUAACGACGAGAUCUCGUGCUGUAACGCGGAAUAAAAAAUGCAGCUCGCGGGUGAAUUGUGAUGCAUAGCGUUAUAAUAGCGUUGUAACACUUGUGCGGCUGUUGUGAAGUGUUCACACACACCUACACGUGCACGCGCGCCACUACAGAAGGGGCAGCACCUGAGCGCGCGCUGUUAAUUGGUUACCGGUGAACUUUGUGACUUGAUGCACGAGCAGCGGAACCGCAGCACGCGCACAUUCACCGAAAAACGACUGGACUUAGCAGCGCAUUCCAUCGUUUUCUGUUAGCAGGACACUACACUAGGCAUGACUGAGAAACGGGUCUCUCGCUGGUACUUCGGCGGCAUCGCCUCGUGCGGAGCGGCGUGUUGCACGCACCCGCUGGACCUGGUCAAGGUUCACCUGCAGACACAGCAGGAGGUGAAGAUGAGGAUGAUGGGGAUGGCGAUGCAGGUGGUGAAACACGAUGGUGUUCUGGCGCUUUAUAAUGGCCUCAGUGCCUCUCUUCUCAGACAGAUGUCUUACUCUCUGACCAGGUUUGCUAUUUAUGAGACAGUAAGGGACAUGAUGGGCAGUCAGGGGCCGAUGCCCUUCUACCAGAAAGUCCUGCUGGGGGCAUUCGGAGGUUUUACAGGAGGUUUUAUUGGGACACCAGCAGACAUGGUUAACGUCAGGAUGCAGAACGACAUGAAGCUUCAGCCCGAGCUCAGGAGGAACUAUAAGCACGCUCUGGAUGGCCUGUACCGGGUUUGGUACGAGGAGGGAACAAGGAAGCUGUUCUCAGGAGCCACCAUGGCGAGCAGCAGAGGUGCUCUGGUGACUGUAGGACAGUUGGCAUGUUAUGAUCAGGCGAAGCAGCUGGUGUUGUCCACUGGUUUCCUGGGAGACAACAUUCUCACUCACUUCCUGUCCAGCUUCAUAGCUGGAGGAUGUGCUACAUUUCUGUGUCAGCCGCUGGACGUGAUAAAGACACGACUGAUGAACUCUAAAGGAGAAUACAGGGGAGUGCUGCACUGUUUGUCUGAGACCGCCAAACUGGGACCACUGGCCUUCUACAAGGGUUUAGUUCCAGCAGGAAUCCGGUUGAUCCCUCACACGAUUCUGACCUUCAUGUUUCUGGAGCAGUUGAGGAAGCACUUUGGCAUCCUGGUGAUCAGCUGAGCCCAAGCUUUGACCUUUGACCCUUUUGACCACUCUGGACUGAGCUGGAUCUGGAACAUGUUCUCUUAAACACACACACAGACACACACACACACACACACACACACACACACACACACUCCUUAAAGCAAAGGGCAUUAUAUAUACGAAUAUGCACAAGAAUGGGAACACACACUGGAACAAACAAAUCAACACUUGUGUUUUUGAAGUAUGAAAUGUGUGUGUGUGUGUGUGUGUGUGUGUGUGUGUGUGUGUGUGUGUGUGUACGUGGCCUCUGUUGUGCCUCUGUGUCUCAAACCACAGCAUGUAGACAACAGUGUACUACAACACACCUGUGAAGCUAAUGAUCAGCCUAUGACCCAUACACACACACACAGUGUGGUGUACUGUCCAUUUAUUACACUGCAUAAAGUAUUGGCACCCCAUCCUUUAACUGACAGAAUAUAACCACCGUGCAGAUGUUCCACGACUCGAAGAGCCAAAUUAAAUGCACCAUUUCAAAAGUUCAACCUUCCUCCUAACAUCUCAGUAAUCUACUUUCUAGUUUUAUGACGUUUAAUAAUAAUAAUAUUAUUAUUAAUAAUAAUAAUAAUAAUAAUAAUAAAAAAGGAUGAUAUUUCAGCGUAAAGUGUUGCGUUCAAACUGCUUCCAUUUGGUUUUACAUUAUUCUCAAAUCAUCUUUUAUUAGUCCGUAAAUAUUAAAGUUCACUGACCUUAAAAAUAGACUUUUAUUAACUCUGUCUAUGAAUAUUAGAUAUGAUGCCAUGAGGAAGGAAGAAACCUGAGGUUUUUUUAAAGGUGCUGCGUGUUGAGACCUUGUGAAGAAAACACUAGGCACUACAUCGAUUAUAUCUUACUGAGCAUGAAACACACCUUCAGGAAUAGAUUUGUUUUUGUAAACAUUUAUAUGAAUAAUUUAUCAUUUAUUAGCUUAUUAAUUUAUUAUUAAUUAUCAGUUUGAUGCCUGAUUGACUCACUGAUCCUGUACUCAAUACUUUUCACUGCCUGACAUUAAUGGCCUGCAGUCAGUAAUCACAGACCUACAGAAUGAUCCGUAGCUGAAUAUUGAGAUUUUAUCCUGAAGCUCUGAGUGUGAGUCAGAGCAAAAGUUUAUUUCAGGUUUAUUUAAAAAUGAGAAAGAGAAAAAAAAACACAUGAAUAAUUCAGAUUCAGAACUGCAUCGGUUUCUUCACUGUAUCGUAAUUUUUCACUGCUUCGUUUAUCAAGUACUUGAGACUAAAGACGUUUACUAUAAUUCCAACCCUCGUGGGUUUGACGCCGAUAUUAAACCGGUUUACUUGAUGUGUGUGUGAAUGUGGAUCAGCUGUAAGAUCAGGACCAAUCUGUACUGGAGAAUGAAUUCAUUUUGAAUAACGCUGUAUGUUAAAUACACAGGAAGUGACGAAUGUGACGUUUUCCUGUCAGGCUGCUCAGUGCUGAUGGUUUACCUGAAACUGUAGAUAAUUCAGUGAAUAAAUCUGUACUAAUGAGAAUGAUCUUCAUUCUAUUCGUGUUUAAACUAAAGAUACAAAAUGUAGAGAAAAGAUUUUAAAAGAUUUUACAUUAAAGGAAAGAGUUUAUUGAACAA
Tachysurus fulvidraco (yellow catfish) is the source of this 2759-nucleotide messenger RNA. It is a transcript of the gene slc25a10b, whose product is annotated as solute carrier family 25 member 10b. The record is from RefSeq and is a predicted model, not a curated record. Lineage: Eukaryota; Metazoa; Chordata; Actinopteri; Siluriformes; Bagridae. The transcript has 11 exons. Bases 317 to 1171 code for a protein of 284 amino acids. Gene Ontology annotation, molecular function: succinate transmembrane transporter activity; sulfate transmembrane transporter activity; thiosulfate transmembrane transporter activity. Gene Ontology annotation, biological process: thiosulfate transport; oxaloacetate transport; malate transmembrane transport.